Macadamia integrifolia is the source of this 4142-nucleotide messenger RNA. RefSeq lists its product as uncharacterized. Bases 591 to 3722 code for a protein of 1043 amino acids. Gene Ontology annotation, cellular component: nucleus. The transcript has 9 exons. Gene Ontology annotation, biological process: telomere maintenance. The record is from RefSeq and is a predicted model, not a curated record. Lineage: Eukaryota; Viridiplantae; Streptophyta; Magnoliopsida; Proteales; Proteaceae.
UCAUCUGACAAGUAUUGAAUUGAGUUGUUUUGGUGCCUAGGUGGUAACAAUGGUCAUUUGACAUCUUCUUCCCCCUUGUACGAUCUCUCUCUCUCUUCUUCUUCUUCUUCUUCUUAUACUUAUUUUCUGGUUUUCUCUCGGUUUCCCUGUUAGUCGACUGUAGCAGCCCAUCGAGUUUGGUGCAAUCUUCUUCGUGCACAAAUCUGUUGGUUUGAGAUUUGGGGUAGAAGUAACAAACUCUAAGGCAAUUCAGAUGUUUGAAUCUGAGAUCGAAAUCCCCCCCUGAUUUGUGAGUUUCCAUUGCCAAUUUCAGAACUGAUCUCUACGCUACCGCCAGCCUUAACAUGCAGAAAUUCUCGUGGCUGGAAUCCUUGAUCUACGGGGUGUUGCUUGGUAGAGCUGGGAAGUGCGAUCCUUCGCCUGGAAUUUCAACUUCAACCGAUGAGAUUUGGAGGAGUUGUCUCCUUUGAUGUUUGCUAGUCUUCCGCUACUGUUCUGGUUUGUGUGCAAGGUUGAAGACAACCUCCUAAUGAGAUGAGGUUGCUAGUUCAGUAGUGGAAUCCUUGGUACGUCUAGUUACGGCCACCAAAAUGAAGGCUGUUUGUAACUUGGGAGUAUGGUGUAUAUCUAUUCAACAGUUCAGCACGUCAUUUCUCAAUUGCCAUUUCCAUUCUUUAUUGUUGGCAAUCAUUCAUGCCAUCGACAAUCCUACUGGUUCCUUGUCAACCACAUUUGAGGCAAUCCAGGCUUUGAUAAAGUUGGCAACUCAAGUGGGUGAAAAGAUGAGAGAUUCUGCAAAUAUAUGGGCUCCGCCAAUUUACAGAAGACUUAUAAGCACUGAUAAGAGGGAAAGGGAUAUGUCAGAGAGAUGCCUUUUGAAGAUCAGGUCUGUUGUAAUUCCUCCUCCGCCAAGUCUUUGUAAGGUGCUUGUCACGGAUAUUAAGCAACAAUUGCUUCCGGGAAUGAAAGAAAUACUGCCUGACCAUAGAAUGAGGGUUCAUAUGAUAAGUGCAUGGGGAUGGUUUAUUCGCUUGCUUGGAUGCCAUGCGGUGAUGAAUAGGCAUUUGGUUAAUGAAAUGCUUAAAAUUCCUGAGAAGACAUUCUCUGAUCCUGACCCACAAAUCCAAAUUGCUUCACUGGUUGCCUGGCAAGGUUUGAUUGAUGCACUUAUUCACCUUCCAACACAAGGUCAAGGGCUGACUACGACUGUAGAGCAUGGCAUUCAACAAGUUGGUAAUGAAUCUUCAGAUACAUCUAAAGGGCAUUCUAAUGGAAAUCAAGUGGAUAGUUUUUCCAAAAGCAUAAAGCUCAUAAUGACACCUUUGGUAGGAUUCAUGUCAAGUAAAUGUGAAGUUUCAGUUCUCUCAUCCUGCCUUAACACAUGGUGUUAUCUUCUACACAAACUUGAUCUCUGUGUCAAUCGUUCUUCAGUACUAAAAACAGUCUUAGAGCCUAUACUUGAAGUUGUCUUCAAAAAGGGACCUCAUGGUAUCGGCAUCUGGUUCUGGAACUCCUGCCUAGAUCUGCUUGAUGAGUUUAUUUCAGCAAAAAUUAGUGAGGGAGAUUAUGAUGUGAUAAAGAAUCAUAGCUUCCAAUCACCAUCUAUAGCUAAUUUGCUUGAGCAUCCCCCUACUGGUGCAUGCUUGUGGAAGAAUUAUCCUAUUAAAUGGUUGCCUUGGGAUCUUAAUAUGCUAAAUUUCCAUCUAAAGAUGAUUCAUAUUCUCAUCAUAGAAACAUCAGGGACAACCGUAACAGGUGACAAUGUAAGUUUGGCCUAUUCUUCUACCUUGAAGGUCUUCAGAUCUGUUUUGAAGGGGGUCCAGAUCGAGUUGAAAAGAUCAUCCAUUACUUAUACUGAGAUUAUGUUGGCUUUAGACAAAAUUGUACACUUCACCAAGAGUGUAUGUGAAGAGUUAAUUUCAAAAGAUGUGGGCUCUAAUGAUUGGCUGCAUACUUGCCUCGAGCUUGUGGAGGCUGUUGAAGAGGAAGUAAAAGCAUCAGUAUUGGGAUCCCCUCUUUAUAGGGUUGCUUUAGACCUCAAGUACAUUAAUGAUUUGCAAUUGAUUAAUGUUAUUAAAUGUGCAAAUUUGGAGGGGAUCAGAUCUACUGCUUAUAUGGAUAUGGUUUCACCGAUGGUCUAUUUGACUAUACUACAACUUUGUCUGUUGGCUCAAUCAGAUUUACAUGUAUCCAAUAUGGAGGCGAUUCUAAAUAGGGUACAGAAACAAUUGAAGUUCAUAUGGUCCUCAUAUGAUCCUUUAGAAAAUCUCCAUGCCAUAGUUGGUUUUUUGUAUAGACAUAGCGGAUUCAUAUGGUUGAAGUUAUGGAUUCUGAUUGCCAAAGAUCUGAAACGGCACAUGGACAAUGUUAAAGAUGAUUUACUAUUGAAAAUGGAGCCUAAUGGUGAUGCUUAUGUUACAAUCUGUUGGUUCUUGUCAUACCCCUUUGUCCUGUGCUCUCUUUCCCAGAAGCUGUUGACACCAGUUGAGACUAAUUUCUCCUCAAAAUCAUGUCAGUUUCCCUCAAGGAGAGAGCUUGAUAUUGAACUUGAUCAUGUUAUUGAAGUAUGGAAGUUACUUUAUGGUUCUAUAAAUUGUUCUUUACAGCCUGAGUGCUUCAUCAUGAAUUGUUUUACGGAGAAUAUAUGCGCUAUGUUAUCCAGAGUUUAUGAUCAAAACACUAGCAUUUUUGAAGGCGGCAUGCACCUACAUUCUGAGGGCCAGGAUCAGUAUCUCACGUUCCCUAUGUUUGGUGAAGUGACAAUAUUUGUGUUGAAACAGAUGCUGCAAUCAGACAAAGUAGAUUUAAGAUCAAGUGAAAACAAAUGUCAAGAGGACUGGCAUUAUGAUCGAAGCAGUUGCAUCAAAACUUGUUUGAAGUUCAUUGCCAGCUUCCUAAGGCUGUCGUGGACUAUUGCAGAAGCCAAUUCCCUAGCUUAUCUGUCUGGCAUUGGAAGGGUGUUCUCUGAAUUAGUUAGCUUUGUUUGCCACCUUCACUUGAAGCAAGAUAUCAUUCUAGUGAUUGAGGGGAUGUCUGAUAAUCUUGUUCGGUGGCUGUCAUCAGGGAAAGUAAACGAAAUACCCAUUAUUGGUGAAAUUUCACACUUCUGGACUGAAACUCUCAACUGUUUGCAGAGAGCUCAACCACCCAUUGCUUUUGACUCCUCCUACCUUGAAAUACAUGCAACUCUCCUGAGGACAACUCUUGAUCAUCCAGAGCCCUCUAUUUCAGAACCCACAAUUUUCUUCUGGAAUUCAACAUAUGGCAACCAAGUCAAGUUAGAUUACCCCCAGAGCUUAUGUCCAGUGCUAGAUAAGCUGUCAAGGAGGGGAAAGAUUAACCUUCAUAAGAACAGCCCAUCAUUUUUUCUUAGUAACUGUCCUAGAGCAGGAGAAGCUGUUGGUGUUCAGAAGAGAUACAGGGUAGCUACAACUCAGAAGACGAGCUCAAAAAGAAUAGAGUUCAUGGAGGUCACAAGGAAUGGUUCUAAUCCUUGUGAUUACCCAUCAUGGAGUUUGAAAAAGAAAAAGUUAGAGCUGACAGAACAUCAGAAAGAGGUGAGAAGAGCUCAGCAAGGGAGGGAGAGAGAUUGUAAUGGCCGUGGUCCUGGGGUACGGACCUACACUGGUGUUGAUUUUUCUCAAGGAAAUGAAGAGUCACAAGAAAACCAGGAGCUGCGAAACCCAGAGUCCAUCUUGGAGAUGCUGAAAAGAAUAGAGUAACUGCUCUGACUUCUGAUGUACUCGUGUCCCAGGCCCUAGCGUUAACUUACUGGGUACUGAUGUGUCAGAGAAAUCUUGCUUUUGAGGGGUUACUUUUUCAAGACGAAGGCCUAUAUAUAUAUAUAUAUAUAUAUAUAUAGAUAUAUAUUUAUACUUUUUGAAUAUUGAGAAUGAUAGAAAGAGAGCUAGCUGGUGUGACACCUGCGAAAUUACACGCCCACCCAUAAGAAAUGAAAAAAAAAAAAAUCUAUACAUGUUGAUGACCCUAUGUCUACACGAACUCAUGCAUGUUCUCCUCUCUAACGCUAGAGGGUAGCGUUCUUCCCCUAAUUUUUCUCUAACAAAAUAGGAAUUCUCAUACUCUAUCAUGGAUAUUCUUUAAACUUCCCUACAAUCAUAUGAAACUCUUUUAACUGUCUA